AUGGGAAUACCUCCAGAAACCACGGCCACUUCUACUAAAGGCUCUUCCGUCUCCAUGAAGCCAGUGUCGUCCACCAAAAGCCCAUAUCAGUCCCCGCAAACCCCUGUCGCCCCCCCUGAAGCCCCUGUAGCCCCCCUUAAGACCCUGUCGCCCCCCCCUGAAGACCCUGUCGCCCCCCCUGAAGCCCCUGUCGCCCCCCCUGAAGCCCCUGUAGCCCCCCUUAAGACCCUGUCGCCCCCCCCUGAAGCCCCUGUCGCCCCCCUGAAGCCCUGUCGCCCCCCUGAAGCCCCUGUAGCCCCCCUUAAGACCCUGUCGCCCCCCCUGAAGCCCCUGUCGCCCCCCUGA
Penaeus monodon (black tiger shrimp) is the source of this 345-nucleotide messenger RNA. RefSeq names its product merozoite surface protein CMZ-8-like. The record is from RefSeq and is a predicted model, not a curated record. Lineage: Eukaryota; Metazoa; Arthropoda; Malacostraca; Decapoda; Penaeidae. The transcript has 2 exons. Bases 1 to 345 code for a protein of 114 amino acids.